AUGGCUAAAUGUGGGGGAUGUGGAAAAUUUAUGCCCCAGAUGGAGAGUGUUCGAUGUCCGAAAUGCUGUACAGAUUUUCAUAGGGCAUGCGUAAAGAUAGCGGAUAAUGCGAGAAUCAGUGCCACUUGGAUCUGUCCUGGGUGUAAAAGCCGCUUACCAAAAGGGGAUAAUUCCGCAACACCUGUUAAGGGAUUAUUUUCAACAUCUUCACCCGGUGACGACAUGUCAAGUACAGGUGUGACGUCAAAAGAAGAAAGUACUAAUCUUCUUACCCUAGAGAUACGUUCUUUUCGGGAGGAUCUCCAGGCAGCCAGAGAUGACAUCAAGAAGGAAAUAAAAGAAAUGCGUCAAGAGAUCACUGAUUUUAAGGUUUCAUUAAAAUCAUGUAUGGAUAGACUUGAUGCCAUGGAAGACAGGCUUUCGUCUGUAGAAAAACGGUUUGAGCAGACAGUUCCGAUAGAAAACAACACUAUACAAGAUACUGUAAAUGAAUUACGUGUUCAAUUGCAAGAGCGCGACCAGGAAUUGCUCCUUAAUGACGUGGAAAUAGCUGGAAUUCCAGAAAACAAAGGAGAAACGCCGGUUCACCUUGUUAAGUUGGUUGCGAAAAAGUUAGGAAUGGAUGUUGACGAACGGGACAUUGUAUAUGCUGAACGUGUUGGGUUGUCUCGACUGAACAGAGUUGAUGAGAACGGAACUUCACCGUCUUAUCCGCGUCGCAUAGCCAUGCGCCUGGCACGCCGCUCCAUUCGCGAUCAAUUCUUGCAAGCAGCUCGAAUACGUCGCGUCAUCACAACAGCCGACCUGGAUUUGGGAGGAGCGCCUCAACGGGUGUAUAUAAACGAGCGCCUCACGCGCUUUUACCGACAGCUUUUCUACAAAGUGCGUGAAGUUGGUCGUCAUCACAAUUACAAGUAUGUCUGGACAAGGAACGGUAAGAUAUUUUUGAGGAAAGAUGACGGCAAGCCUGUUGAACGUAUACGUGACCUGAAGGUUAUUGAAAGAAUUUUUUCUUUACAAAUUGUUUGCUUCACAUCCAUAGCUUAA
This is a messenger RNA of Parnassius mnemosyne (clouded apollo), 1047 nucleotides long. NCBI's taxonomy places the organism in Eukaryota, Metazoa, Arthropoda, Insecta, Lepidoptera, Papilionidae. The record is from the annotation of a GenBank genome assembly.